Arabis nemorensis is the source of this 1818-nucleotide messenger RNA. Lineage: Eukaryota; Viridiplantae; Streptophyta; Magnoliopsida; Brassicales; Brassicaceae. The record is from the annotation of a GenBank genome assembly.
AUGGAUACGAUAUCAAAGGUAGUGAACAUGGAAUCCAUAGCAGUUUCUGGAUCUCAACUCUUUCUUUCUUCUCCUAACAAUUUUUUUUCAGUAAGCAAACCCUCUUGCUUUCCGCUAACGUCACUUCCCACAAAGCCUCCAAAGUUUGUUCAUUUGAAGGCAUCAUCUACUCUGACUUGUGAUGAUCAAGGAAUUAAUCGCACCUUUAAGAAAUUGCAACCUUCUCCAUGGACGGAUCAAUUCCACUCCGUUAACGUCGAUGUCUCAGAAAUGGAUGCGCUUAGGAAAGAAAUCGAUGUACUAAAGCCGAAAGUGAAGAAGACACUCAUGUCUAACCAAGGGGUCGACUCGACAAAGAAGAGAAUCCUUAUGAUACAUUUGUUGAGGAGCCUUGGUCUUGAAUAUCACUUCAAGGAAGAGAUCGAUGAGACUCUAAAAGAGGGUUUCGAAAAGAUAGAGGAGAUGAUGGCUGGUGAAGAAGACUUGUACACAGUUUCCAUCAUCUUCUGGGUUUUCAGGAGUUACGGUCACAAUAUAUCUUCUGAUGUCUUUAGAAGAUUCAAAGGGCUCGACGGAAACUUUAAAGAAUCUCUUAAGGGGGAUGCCAAGGGUAUCUUGAGCUUGUAUGAAGCUGGGCACUUGCGGACAACGAAAGAUUAUAUACUGGACGAAGCAUUGAGCUUCACCUCAAGCCACUUGGAGUCAUUGGAUUCAUGUGGGACGUGCCCGACUCAUCUCGCAAUACGUAUACGAAAUGCUCUCACUCUAUCUCAGCAUUGCAACAUGGAGAUAGUAGCCACAGUGGAAUAUAUUGCAUCCUACGAACAAGAAAAAGACCAUGACAAGAUGCUACUCAAAUUUGCUAAGAUCAGUCUCAAGUUAGUACAGCUCCAAUACCUUCAUGACCUAAAAAUCGUUUCAAAAUGGUACAAGGAGCAAGAGUUUGCAUCUAAGUUCCCACCUUUUUUCAGAGACAAACUCGUAGAAAAUUAUUUCUAUGUGCUAGGAGUGUUCUUUGAGCCACAACAAUCACUUGCAAGGAUUGUGUGUACUCAGUGCUUCACCCUUUUCGAGAUUAUUGAUGACACAUUCGACAGAUAUGCUUCUCUAUCUGAGGCUGAAAGCCUCGCAAACAGCCUUGAAAGGUGGGCUCCCGAUCGUGACAUGGAUAAACAACCUGGUUAUUUGAAAUUAGUGCUGAACUUUAUAUUCGAUACUUUUGAAGAGUUUGAAAGAGUGCUUAGGCCAGAAGAUGUGAAAGCCACUAUAGAAGAGUUCAAGACAUAUGCAAUAGCCCAACGUCGUUUUGCAAAAUGGGUACACACAGCUCACGUGCCUAGUUUUACGGAGUACGUGGAGGUUGGUGUGGUGGAGGAUGCGGCGUAUGCGGCUAUAGCAUGUUACUUCAUGUGUCUAGGAAAUCUGGUUACGAAAGAAGCUUACGAGUGGCUAAAAUCCAGACCAAAACUCGUCCAAUCUAUAACUACCAAAUUGCGUCUUCUUAAUGAUAUAUACGGUUUCGAGGAUGACAUGGAUAGGGGAUGUGUUCAGAAUGCGGUAUACUGUUAUAUGAAGCAGUAUGGAGUUACCAAAGAAGAAGCUGUAACGGAGCUUCAUAAAAUGGCUAUAGAUGCUGAUAAGGAAAUAAAUGAGGAGUUCUUGACGACAAGAGGUGUGUCACGUUUGGUUCUCAAUGUAGCAAUGAACUUUUCGAAAAUGAUCACCCUCUGCUACAAUGGAUAUGAAGGAUUUACCAAUCCCGAAAAAAAGAUCAAGGAGUAUAUGACUUCGAUUCUUGUCGAUCUGAUCCGUCUUUGA